Talpa occidentalis (Iberian mole) is the source of this 2133-nucleotide messenger RNA. Its product is annotated as solute carrier family 22 member 4. Gene Ontology annotation, cellular component: membrane. Gene Ontology annotation, biological process: carnitine transport; transmembrane transport. The record is from RefSeq and is a predicted model, not a curated record. Gene Ontology annotation, molecular function: transmembrane transporter activity; ATP binding. Bases 1 to 1665 code for a protein of 554 amino acids. The transcript is spliced from 10 exons. Lineage: Eukaryota; Metazoa; Chordata; Mammalia; Eulipotyphla; Talpidae.
AUGAGGGACUACGACGAGGUGACCGCCUUCCUGGGCCAGUGGGGGCCCUUUCAGCGCCUCAUCUUCUUCCUGCUCAGCGCCAGCAUCAUCCCCAACGGCUUCAACGGCAUGUCCAUCGUGUUCCUGGCGGGGGUCCCCGAGCACCGCUGCCGGGUGCCCGAGUCCGCGAACCUGAGCGGCGCCUGGCGCAACCACAGCGCCCCGCUGCAGCGGCUGCAGGACGGCCGCGAGGUGCCCCACAGCUGCCGCCGCUACCGGCUCGCGGCCGUCGCCAACUUCUCGGCGCUGGGGCUGGAGCCCGGCCGCGACGUGGACCUGCAGCAGCUGGAGCAGGAGAGGUGCCUGGAUGGCUGGGAGUUCAGCCAGGACGUCUAUCAGACCACCAUCGUGACCGAGUGGAAUCUGGUGUGUGAGGAUAAUUGGAAGACGCCCCUCACCACCUCCUUGUUCUUCGUAGGCGUGCUCCUCGGCUCUUUCGUGUCUGGGCAGCUGUCAGACAGGUUUGGCAGAAAGAACAUCCUCUUUGCAACCAUGGCUGUGCAGACUGGCUUCAGCUUCAUACAGAUUUUCUCCAUCAACUGGGAGAUGUUCACCGUGCUAUUUGUCAUCGUUGGCAUGGGCCAGAUCUCCAACUACGUGGUGGCCUUCAUACUAGGAACAGAAAUUCUUGGCAAGUCAGUUCGUAUUAUAUUCUCCACGUUAGGAGUGUGCACAUUUUUUGCAGUUGGCUACAUGCUGCUGCCACUGUUUGCUUACUUCAUCAGAGACUGGCGGAUGCUGCUGCUGGCGCUGACGGUGCCGGGGGUGCUGUGCGUCCCGCUGUGGUGGUUUAUUCCUGAAUCUCCCCGAUGGCUGAUAUCCCAGCGAAGGUUUCAAGAAGCUGAAGAUAUUAUUCAAAAAGCUGCAAAAAUGAAUAACAUAGUUGCCCCAGUGGUGAUUUUUGAUCCUGUGGAGCUGCAGCAGCUAACACCCAUGAAGCAACAGAAAGUUUUCAUUCUGGACCUGUUCAGGACUCGGAAUAUUGCCACAAUAACCAUUAUGUCUGUGCUGCUAUGGAUGCUGACCUCAGUGGGUUAUUUUGCGCUCUCCCUGAACUCUCCUAAUUUACAUGGAGAUGCCUAUUUGAACUGUUUUCUCUCCGCCUUGAUUGAAGUUCCAGCUUAUUUCACUGCCUGGCUGCUCCUGCGAACUCUGCCCAGACGUUACACCAUAGCUGGUGUGCUGUUCUUGGGAGGGGGGGUGCUGCUCUUAAUUCAACUGGUGCCUGCAGAUUACAACUUCUUGUCCAUUGGUCUGGUGAUGUUAGGAAAAUUCGGGAUCACUUCUGCAUUCUCCAUGCUGUACGUUUUCACCGCAGAGCUCUACCCAACCCUGGUCAGGAACAUGGCUGUGGGGGUCACCUCCAUGGCCUCCAGAGUGGGCAGCAUCAUUGCUCCCUACUUUGUUUACCUGGGUGCUUACAACAAAAUCCUACCCUACAUCCUCAUGGGCAGUCUCACUGUCCUGAUUGGCAUCAUCACUCUAUUUUUCCCUGAAAGUUUUGGAGUGACUCUGCCAGAAAACUUGGAGCAGAUGCAGAAUGUGAAAGGGUUCAGAUCUGAGGAAAAAACAAGAGAGUCAAUGGAGAAAGAUGAAAAUCCCAAAGUCAUAGUAACUCCAUUCUGAUAAAAUUUCCAUCCCAUUUGGUCACCUGCAAAAAUAGACAUGUAAGACUCUGUGAAGAAACCAAACUCUUUCCUGAUGAAAUGGACUUACUCUAACAAUUAACACUAUUAUGGACCUUGCUAUUGAGAAAUGCUUAAAAUGCAACAAACUCCAGAUAACUCUUCCAAAGAAUCUCAUUUUUAAAAACAAACCUUUUCUAGAGAGUCCUCCUUACAAAUUAGUUUGUAAGAUUUUUUUGAAAAUGUAUUGGUCAAGGACUGGUAAAUCCAGAUAUAGAUUAACACUCAUUUCCAAACAUACAACUGCUAUCCAGAUAAAAGAAUAUCAUUGUGUUAGCACAACUAUCAGGUGACAGCAGUGCGUGCAUGUUUGUGUGUGUGUGUGUGUAUACGUGAACCAGCACAUUCAAAAUUGUAGUUAUUUUUGAAGUAAAUUCAUAUAUAGCUGUAAAGAAAUAAUUAUAUGCAG